Messenger RNA from Lampris incognitus (smalleye Pacific opah), 2020 nucleotides. It is a transcript of the gene tgfb5, whose product is annotated as transforming growth factor, beta 5. Gene Ontology annotation, biological process: BMP signaling pathway; regulation of cell population proliferation; SMAD protein signal transduction. Gene Ontology annotation, cellular component: extracellular region. Lineage: Eukaryota; Metazoa; Chordata; Actinopteri; Lampriformes; Lampridae. The record is from RefSeq and is a predicted model, not a curated record. Gene Ontology annotation, molecular function: type II transforming growth factor beta receptor binding; growth factor activity; type III transforming growth factor beta receptor binding.
CUGAGCUGUGGUUCUGGUUCUGGGGGAGAGAGGAACAAUGUUCUCAGGUCUCUUCAUCCGACGUGCCCUGAGCAGAGUCCGCCACACAGGACGGGUCUGGAGAGCAGCGAACCUGCGAUCUGUGAUUUAUUGACGUGUUGCUCCGCGGGCUGUAGGAGCACAGGCGCUUCUUUCAGGAGGCGGUUUUGUUUUUGCGACCUGCCUUUUCGUGUAGCGACGCUCCCCACGGCGCCCCGUGUUUGUGCUCGGUAAUCUGAGAACCCCGCCAUGGCUUUUCGGAUUUAAAUCAGCUUUUUUCCCCUUAAUGCCUUCGCCGACCGAUUUUUAUGUAGGCGAGUUGUUGAAGCCAGUGGGAGGACCUGGUUCGAUCUGAACCGGAGCAGCUCGCGUGCUGGGGAACGGGUAUGGACCAGAUUUGUCAUCUAAUGGGUGUUUGGGAGUCAAACAGAGCGCAGCCCCGUCUCAGGUAGAAGUGGUCGAGUUUUAUUUUAAGAGGAUUUACGACAUGGGCUGAGCUCUGCUGCACUCGCUCCUGUUGGCUGCUUCUUCUUUUUCUUUCUUUUUUUUUUUGGUUUGUUUUUUGUGUUUUUGUGGUUUUUUUUGUGUUUUUGCUGGAAACUUUCAAUCUUCCGACGGAAGCGCGUGAGCGAUCCAAGAGUGGAUGAGCGGACACCGCAGACACAAACCACUUGUAGAACCGGAGCGCACCCACAGAGGAACCCGCUUCAGCCCAUCCGUCACCCACGGCCCGGACGGCGCCUCCGGGACCAUGUGGCUGGCACGCCUCGCCCUGCUGCUCCUCAGGCUGGCCGGCACGGGCGGGGGACUCAACACGUGUCAGUCGUUCAACCUGGACGAGCACAAGGCGAAGCGCAUCGAGGCCGUCCGCGGCCAGAUCCUCAGCAAGCUCCGGAUCCGCAGCCCGCCGGACGCGGGCAGAGCGACGCCGGACGCCCCGGUGCCCCCGGAAGUCAUGCUGCUCUACAACAGCACCCGAGAGCUGCUGCGGGAGAGCGCGCGCCACGCCGAGUCCGCGUGCGAGCGGGAGAGCAGCGAGGAGGAUUAUUACGCGAAGGAGGUGACGCGCGUCGACAUGGCCCCGCCCCGCCGGGACGCCAAUGCAGUGAACCCUAUGGCCCCUAGCCUCCACUACAGGGUGGUCCACUUUGACGUGUCGGGAGUGGACCUGACCAACAGCACACUGGUCAGAGCUGAGUUCAGGAUCUUCAGGGCCCCAAACCCACAUGCCCAUGCUGCAGAGCAGAGAGUGGAGCUCUACCAGCUGUUGAAGCCGGAUGAGGAUAGCAGCUCCACUCAGCGCUACAUUGACUCCCGCACCGUGCAGCCUCGUGCCAAAGGAGCCUGGCUAUCUGUGGAGGUCACUGACACUGUCAAGGAUUGGCUGUCAGACAGAGAGAAGAAUCUGGGCCUGAAGCUGGGGGUCCACUGCCCCUGCUGCACCUUUGUUCCAUCCACCAACAACAUAGUUCCCAACAAGAGCGAGGAACUGGAAGCCCUGUUUGCAGGUCUGGAUGAUGAGAAGCUGCGUCAGAUAAAGAAGCCAGGUCAGGUCAAGGGCCAGGUGGAUUUCAGCACCAAAACGCCCUACCUCAUCCUGACCCUGCUGCCCAGCGACAGGGUGGACAACCCGACCAAGAAGAACCGCAAGAAGAGAGCAGCCGCCGCUGACGCCUCUACCUGCUCCCGCAACUCGGAGCAGGGCUGCUGCCUGCGUUCUCUCUACAUCGACUUCCGGCGGGACCUCAACUGGAAGUGGAUCCAUGAGCCCAAAGGCUACAAAGCCAACUUCUGUGCUGGGAACUGCCCUUAUCUGUGGAGCGCUGACAACCACUACAACAUGAUCUUGCCCCUGUACAACAAGCUGAACCCCGAAGCCUCGGCCUCCCCCUGUUGCGUGCCCCAGGACCUGGAGCCCCUCACCAUCGUCUACUACAUGGGCCGCACGCCGCGCGUCGAGCAGCUCUCCAACAUGGUGGUCAAAUCCUGCAAGUGUCGCUGA